AUGUCAGUCUUUCUUGACCAGUGCCCGUAUGGGUGGACUCUUUUGAUCGCAGGUGAAAAUGCCAUCAAUCCUUGUGUCUUUGAAUACCUUAUGCUUUCGAACGUUGUCAUAAUGAUGCCAUUUGGGUUCUAUCAACUGUGGUCAACCAUGCAAAAACCAGCCCCUGGUAAAAUCAAAUACAAUAAAAUUGGUGCUCUAGGACUGCUUAGAGUUAUCGCUACAUUACUCCAAGCUGUGCUUUUGCUGUCUCAAAAAGACCAGCUUUAUUUCUUUGCUAAUGGUUUAAUCAUCUUAUUUGUCACACUACCUUUAACAUUUUUUGCACUGUUCAAAAAUCCUGUCGCUAGUGGCUCGGUUAUUUUCUACUGGCUAUUCCAGAUGGUUGUUUAUGCUAUUGCUGCUUGUCAAAAUAUCCUCACGGUUUACAAAGUUGCAGACGAUAAUCCAGUUAUUAUGUAUGUGGUGUUGCCAAAUGCUAUUCAUUUGUUCGUUUCAAAUGCUUUCCUGUACACACCAGUUCAUGAAGUUGUGAAAGAAUCACUCGAAAGUGGUUUGUUGCACGCUAAUAUUUUAUCCAAGUUAACAUUUUUUUGGAUGAAUGAUUUGAUCAAGAAAGGUUACAAUAAUGAACAAAUUACCGAUGAGGACUUGCCAAUCCCACCUGCCCAGCUAGAUCCUGGUAAAUCAUAUAAUGAUUUAAAAAAAGUCUGGGAAAACCAAGAAAAUAAAUCUUUGCUUUUUGCGUUGUCAAAGGUUUUUGGUUUCACUGUGGUUACUGCUGUGUUUUAUGCUGUCUUGGAUGAUAUUUUAUCCUUUGCUGAACCUCAAUUGUUGAGACUAUUGAUCAAAUUUUUUGAUGAGGAUCAACCUCUUAUUGUUGGUUUCUUGAUUGCUUUUGGGAUGUUCUUUGUUUCAGUGUUGGAAACUGCUCUUUUUAACAGAUUCUUCAUUUCCAUUUACGAAGCUGGGUUAGGUACUAAAUCUGCUUUGAUGACGCUGAUUUAUAACAAAGCGCUAAAACUUUCUCCAGAAGCAAGAAAAGAACGGUCUACGGGUGAUAUCAUCAAUCUAAUGUCAGUGGAUGUGAACAGAAUUCAAGAUUUGACUAAUCAGUUCCAAAUGAUGAUUUCCGCUCCUGUCAAAUUGGUCCUUUGUCUUGUUUCACUAUAUGCUUUGCUAGGGAAAUCUACUUUUGCUGGUAUCAUAACUAUGGCUAUUGCUAUACCUCUCAAUACAUUGGUAUCCAGAAGGUUAAAAGGAUUACACAAAACACAAAUGAAAUAUAAAGAUGAAAGAACUCGAACCACUUCGGAAAUGCUUUCAAGUAUUAAAAGUAUAAAACUUUAUGCUAUUGAAACUGCUAUUCUAGAGAAAUUGGAUUAUGUUAGAAAUGUUUUGGAACUUGGAAACUUGAAGAGAAUUCGAAUCUUCUCUGCAUUCAUGGUUUUUUCUUGGAAUUGCGUACCUUUCUUUGUGAGUUGUUCAACUUUCACUGCUUUUGCUUUAAUUGAAAAUAGACCUCUAUCACCAGAAAUUGUUUUUCCAGCAUUGUCAUUGUUUAACCUUCUUGCUGAUCCGGUUUAUGAAAUUCCAUCAAUUAUAACAGCUCUUAUUGAAACUUCAGUCGCUUUCCAAAGAAUCACAAGCUUUUUAUUGGGUGAAGAAUUGGAUGAAGAACUCAUAAACUAUUACGAAAAGGUUGAUGCUGCUGGUAAGACCACGGUGAAAAUUUCGAAUGCCACUUUCCUAUGGGAAAACCCACCUCAGUUGAAAAAGAAAGAUUAUGAUGAAGAGUCUGCCGUUUCAGAGUCAAAAGUUGCACUUAAAAUAGAUUCCUUUGUUGCAAAGAAAGGAGAGCUCACUUGUAUUGUCGGUAGAGUGGGUGCUGGUAAAUCAACCUUUCUUCAAUCUAUUUUAGGUCAGCUACCUUGUGUUGGUGCUGAUAAUAAUAACAAACCAGAAGUGGAUAUCCAUGGUUCAAUCGCAUAUUGUGCCCAAGUUCCAUGGAUCCUAAAUGCGUCAGUCAAAGAUAAUAUUCUUUUUGGUCACAAGUAUGAUGAUAAGUACUACCAUAAGACUAUUGAGUGUUGUCAGUUAUUACCAGAUUUGGAUAUUCUACCGGAUGGUGAUGAAACUCAAGUUGGUGAAAAGGGUAUUUCGUUAUCUGGUGGUCAAAAGGCUCGUUUGAGUUUGGCAAGGGCGGUUUAUGCAAGAGCUGAUAUCUAUUUACUUGAUGAUAUAUUGUCUGCUGUGGAUGCUCAUGUUGGGAAAAAUAUCAUUUCUAACGUUAUCAAUGGUUUGUUAUCUACUAAAACUAUCAUUCUAUCUACAAAUUCCAUCACUGUUUUGAACCAUGCUAAUAACAUCCUAUUGUUAGCUGAUGGUAAAAUUGUUGAAGCGGGUUCAUUCAAAGACGUUAUGGGAUCGGGCUCUAAAUUAUCAACUUUGAUGACUGAAUUUGGAGCAAAAUUUGACGAUGAUGCAAACGAUGAAGAUGAAUUACCAUUGGAAAGAACUAAAACUACAGAAACAGUGAGAAGAGCCAGUAUUGCAAGUCUAAAAAUACGUCCAGCAAAUAAAAAGAAACAAAGAACUGCCCAAGAAGAAGAAAAGUCAGCUACUGGUAAAGUUUCAUUUGCAGUCUAUAAAGCGUACGCUAAAGCUUGUGGUAUACCCGGUAUUAUUGUUUUCCUAGCUUUUUUGAUGUCUGCAGUUUUAUUUUCAAUCAUAGGAAACUAUAGUUUGAAACAAUGGUCUGAAAGCAACCGUAAAAACGGUUCAAACAAAGAUGUUUUCAAGUAUGUUGGUAUUUAUACCUUCUUUGGGAUUGGAUCUGGUUUUUUGACGCUAGGUAGAACUAUCACAAUGGGUGUUUUCUGUGGUUUGAGAGGAUCUGUUGUUUUGCAUAACAAAAUGUCGAGAGCUGUGGUUAGAUCUCCUAUGUCAUUUUUUGAGACUACACCAAUCGGUAGAGUCUUGAACAGGUUUUCAUCUGAUAUUAAUAAGGUUGAUGAGGGUUUACCUGGAGUCUUUUCUUUCUUUUUCACUUCAUGCGCUAAGGUUUUUUUCACAUUAGGUUUCAUUGGUAUAACCAUGCCAUCAUUUUUGUUGGUUAUUGCUGUCCUUUCGGUUCUUUACAUCUACUAUCAAAGGUAUUAUGUUGGUACUUCAAGGGACUUGAAGAGAAUUGUUAAUGUUUCUAGAAGUCCAAUCUUUGCCCAUUUACAAGAAUCACUUUCUGGUUAUGAAACAAUCAGGGCAUAUCAGCAACAGCCUAGAUUUCAAUUCUUACAUCUCACCAAUCUUGAAUCUAACUUGAAAAGUUUAUACAUUUUUAGAUCCAUUAACAGAUGGCUUUCAGUUAGACUACAAUUCAUUGGAUCAAUUAUUAUUUUCACUACAGCAUCAUUAGCGAUCACCAACCAUUUAAGUUCUGGUAUGGCAGGUCUUCUUAUUAGUUUUGCUUUACAAAUCACAGGUUCAUUGAACUGGAUUGUUAGAAUGACUGUUGAAGUUGAAACAAACAUUGUUUCCGUGGAAAGAAUCAUGGAGUAUUGUGAGUUGAAACCUGAAGCUGAAGAAAUUAUUGAACCUAGACCACCAAAAGUUUGGCCAAGCCAUGGUAGUGUUAAAUUUGAAAAUAUUUCAGCCAAAUAUAGAGAGAACUUGGAUCUUGUUUUGAAAAAUGUGUCACUGGAUAUUAAACCAAGAGAAAAAGUGGGUAUAGUUGGAAGAACUGGUGCAGGUAAGUCCUCGUUGAUGUCGACAAUUUUCAGAUUAAUUGAGCCAACGGAUGGUAAAAUAUUUAUAGAUGGUUUGGAUAUAGGCAAAAUUGGCUUACAUGACUUGAGAAGUAACUUAGCUAUUAUACCCCAAGACUCUCAGUCAUUUGAAGGUACAGUUAGACAAAAUCUUGAUCCAUUAGAACUGCACACUGAUGAAGAACUAUGGAGAGUUCUUGACCUUUCCCAUUUAAAGAGCUUCAUUCAAAACUUGGAUAAAGAUAAUGAAGAUGGUCAUGUUGGUUUGGAAGCUAAAUUAUCGGAAGGUGGGUCGAAUUUGUCAGUUGGUCAAAGACAACUGUUAUCACUUGCUAGAGCUUUAUUAAACCCAUCAAAGGUUUUGAUCCUGGAUGAAGCUACUGCGUCUGUUGAUGUUGAAACUGACCAAAUUGUUCAAAAAACAAUAAGAGAAGCAUUCAAAGAUCGUACUAUUUUGACUAUUGCCCAUAGAAUUGAUACUGUGUUGGAUAGUGAUAAAAUUGCAGUUCUGGACCAAGGUCAGGUAAAAGAAUUUGAUACCCCAGAUAAUUUAUUGGCCAACAAAGAAAGUAUGUUUUACCAGCUUUGUUCACAAGGUGGCUACAUAAAGGAGGAUAUAUAA
Messenger RNA from Hansenula anomala, 4383 nucleotides. It is a transcript of the gene BPT1, whose product is annotated as ATP-binding cassette bilirubin transporter BPT1. Bases 1 to 4383 code for a protein of 1460 amino acids. Gene Ontology annotation, biological process: transmembrane transport. The transcript has a single exon. NCBI's taxonomy places the organism in Eukaryota, Fungi, Ascomycota, Saccharomycetes, Phaffomycetales, Wickerhamomycetaceae. Gene Ontology annotation, cellular component: membrane. The record is from RefSeq and is a predicted model, not a curated record. Gene Ontology annotation, molecular function: bilirubin transmembrane transporter activity; ATP binding; ATP hydrolysis activity.